AUGCCUGCCCAAAUAUCGCAUCGUAAUGACCUCUCCUCCGUCCUGAACCAGAUCGUCCUAUCCUCCUCAGACACUGACUACCUCGACCAACUCAUUCCUUCUAUCCGCGAAUAUAGCCAUGGAAACCGAACCACACAGCUCCUACACUCCCUUACCAAAUUCGCAGACGACCGGGAAGCGAAGAUUGAAAGCAUAUGCAACUCGACACACCAAGACUUUGUCUCUUCGGUCAACCAACUCCUUCAAGUCCGUGAGGGUACCGUCAACCUCACCCAAGAGAUUCUCGGCCUCAACCAAUCCAUCCUCGCCAGCACAAAGCGCCUAGCCGAACAAAAGAAGGCCCUGGUUGAAUCACGCAGUCAUCGCCAGAAUAUUGAUGAGACCUCUAAGGCCUUACAGGAUUGUUUGGAGGUUCUCCGUCUUGCAAACCAAGUUCACGAACUGCUUGCUAAGAAGAACCAUUAUGCCGCGCUCAGAGCUCUGGAUGAGUUGCAGAAUGUUCAUCUCAAGGGCGUCACGCAGUAUAAGAUUGCAGAAGUUAUACAGCGAUCCGUGCCAAUGACGCAGAAGGCGAUUGCGGAUGCGGUCAUGGACGAUUUGAAUACGUGGUUAUACCGCAUUCGUGAAAUGUCGCAGUAUCUAGGUGAACUAUCACUAUUCCACACGGAUAAGCGAAAGGAGAGGCUAGCAGAGCGUAGUGAGAAGAUACCCUACCUGUCGCGGUUUAAACUUAAUUCAGCUAUAGAACUGGUGUCUGAUGAGAUGGAGGAGUUUGAUUUACUUUAUAAUGACGACCUGCAAGUGGACUUCUCGCCCUUGCUCGAGUGUAUGCAUAUACAUCAGUCCCUUGGCCAGAUGGACAAGUUCCAGGUUGAGUAUGCGACGACAAGAAGACAGCAAAAGGAUCUCCUACUACCUACUUCCAUCACUUUACUGUCAGAAGACGGCUCGAGUCUGCAUACUCUACUAGAAGAGAUUGCUGGCUUUGCCUUGGUUGAGCGAGCUACAAUGAAGAGAGUCCCCGAGUUGAGGUCUCCUGUAGAUGUUGAAGAAUUAUGGGAUUCAAUGUCUCAGACUGCCGUCGGAUUGAUUUCAAAGGCGCUGCCGACAGUUGAUAACUCGGAAGAUAUCCUUAAGAUAAAGAAUCUCAUUACUCUUUUUAUGCAAACCAUGAGCUUGCUUACUUUGUAUCAGAUCGUUCAAACAGAUGACUACAUGCCCAUGCCCAUCCGGAGUGACGAGGAGUAUGACAAGGUCCUGAAUGUCAGCUGGUAUACUCCUGAGAAACCUCGAGAAGAACAAACAUAUCCUUGUGUUCUCCCGUUCUCACAGAUGUAUCCUUUGUGCUGCAUCGAUAUCAGAAACCUUUUAAACCAGUUCUACUAUUUCUCAGGGGACAACUUUAAUCAUCCAGCCGUUAUAGAUGAAACCGUUCGAAGUUCUCUGGACGAGCUCCUCUGCAACAAAGUAUGUGAAAUGCUCACGGAGCGCCUCGGUUCGCAAUACCUUGGCCAAAUAGUCCAAAUUCUCAUCAACCUGGAGCACUUCGAAAUUGCAUGCCAGGAACUCGAGGUUCUUCUGGCAGCUGCCCGAUCAUCCAACUCCGGCGAGGGUCCUAUCGCCCUUAAUGCUACGGAGAAGUUCCGCAUGAACAAGAAGGCAGCUGAGAAACGGAUUUUCGAGGUCGUCAACUCGAAGAUCGACGACCUUAUCGAAACAGCUGAAUAUGACUGGAAUGCGCCUAAGCUACAGAUGGAACCAAGCAAUUACAUGCAGACGCUGACCAGAUUCUUGUCGAACAUCAUGAACUCUACGCUUCUUGGCCUGCCAACGGAGAUCAAGGAGCUUAUCUAUUUCGAUGCCCUCAGCCAUGUUGCUAAUAGGGUUAUAGCCCUCCCACUCGAUCCUGAGGUUAAAAUCAUCAAUCCUAAUGGGGUUGCCGCAUUAGCCCGAGAUGCAGACUACCUGUCGAAAUUCGUGGAUAGUUUGGAAGUCCCCAUCCUACGAGAAAACCUUGAUGAAUUGCAACAAACUGUCCAAUUGAUGAUGGCCGAGAACACCGAUGAGUAUUACGACAUUGCGGUGAGAAACAAGAAGUACGGACGCGUUGAUCCUAUGAACGGACCAGUCUUGCUUGAAAAGUAA
Molecule: messenger RNA, 2145 nt
Organism: Trichophyton benhamiae CBS 112371
Lineage: Eukaryota; Fungi; Ascomycota; Eurotiomycetes; Onygenales; Arthrodermataceae
Exons: 7
Coding region: 1-2145 (714 amino acids)
Biological process (GO): Golgi to plasma membrane transport; exocytosis; intracellular protein transport
Cellular component (GO): exocyst; membrane
Source: RefSeq, a predicted model, not a curated record